Cladocopium goreaui is the source of this 4446-nucleotide messenger RNA. NCBI's taxonomy places the organism in Eukaryota, Dinophyceae, Suessiales, Symbiodiniaceae. The record is from the annotation of a GenBank genome assembly.
AUGGCUCCAGGACUUCAGGGAAACCUGGCCCUCCCUGAUGAGCCAGACAGUCCCAACCGUGACAGCAGCAAAGCGUCGUCAACGGAGGACAUGCUUCACGGUCAACUCCACGUCUUUCAGAACGAUUUGGGAUCCUUGACAGGGUUGGAAUGGACUUUCCGAUCCAAGCUGCAGGAAGCGCAGGAACUAGGUCGUCCACGAUCUAAAGCAUCGAGCCGGCUGACGGAGUUCUUGGAGCGCCAAAGUGAGCCCACGCCGCAGUAUUUGAUCCGACGAGCCACAUCCAAAGUUCAUCGUGAGCUGGUCGAGGAUACAAGGAAUGCAGAUGAUGCUGGAUUGCUCGGCAACCAGGGUCCAGAGGGAUUUCGCCGUCUGCUGUCCCGAAAGUUCGGCUCUGUAGCAGCGGCUUGGCGUGUUUCUUUGGAUCCAGAUGGCAAUGGUCAAAUUUCCUUCGGCGAGUUCAAUCAUCGAUGUCGGCAGAUGGGCUUCACUGGGAACCUGCGAAAGCUCUGGGGCGAACUCGAUACAGAGAAGACCGGCUUCAUCUCUUUGAAAGAGAUUGACCCGAAGGCCUAUCAAGAGCUUGAAGACUUCAGGGCCCUUUGCCUGGACAAACACGGCAACAUGCUCAACGCAUGGCACAACGGUUUCAACAUCGAAAACAAGCCUGGAGUGCCCGAGACGGUUUUCAUCUCGCGCUGCCAGGAAUUGGGCUUCGAAGGUGACGGUCACCGCCUCUUCAAGCUUCUCCGAACUGACUGGAGCCGUCGCGAGUUGAAACUUGAAGAUUUUGACCCGCAAACGGGCGAAGCAGUUUACAGGGCUGAUCCUUGUGCGGAAGCCAUCAGUUAUGGAGGUGGGAGAAAGGCCACAGCCGCUCCAAAACCCAAGGCUCCAUUGUCUCCUUUGAUUCUGUCUCGAUGCCACACCAGUCACAAUCUGAAACGCCAACGUUCGAAGUUGAAGACAGCUCCGAGUACGCCAAUGUCUUCAUCACUGUCCGCCACACUUCUGAGCCCCACCGCCCAUCGACCCGCUGCCAAUAGCUUCGGAGGAUUGGAUGACUGGGAUCUCAUGGAUGGGGGACUGCAAGUCGACAACCUGGAUGCCCCACGGUCUCCUUCGCGUGGAGCUUCCCGUUUAGGCAGCAAGGCGAACACCUUGAUGAAGUUGUCGUCCAGGGACUUGGAUGAAGAUGUAUCCCCCACCUCACGACCAUGCAGCAAAGCCCGGUCAUUGAGGGUAGAGAGCGGUGAAGAGAGGUGGGAUGUGGCCACACCCACGCGGAACUCGGACUACAUUCGCAGCUGCUCAAAGGUGCAGGUUAUGGACCGGUCUAUUCGAGAAGAAGAUAAAAUCAAUGCUGACGUCGGCAUGAUGAACAAAGACGAGCUCUUGCUGCAGCUGGGCUUGAAGUAUGGAUCUUUACGAAAGGCCUGGAAUGAGGCAGACCUGCGAUCGGUCUUUGACCCCUUUGACAGCGGCAAGAUUGGUUUCCAGGAGUUCUGCGACCGCAUGCGAAAUGUGGGCUUCCUUGGAGACAUGAAGGAGUGUUGGUGCGCCCUGGGCGCCGAGCGCGAUGGCGUCCUGCGGCUCCGUCAUCUGGACCCACGCUCCGAUGAACUGCCAGGGGAGCUCAGGAUGCAAGGCUUUCGCAACACGCUCUCUGAGAAGUACGGCAACAUGUUGAAUGCUUGGCAAACGGCCUUCGAUCCACAGAAUCGCAGUUUGAUCGACGAGGCGGCCUUUGUGAAGCAGUGCACUGAAGAUGGCAUCGAGGGCGAUCUGGUUCAGCUGUUUCACGAUCUACUUGAUGACCCUUUGAAGAUCAAGUACAAAAAGAUGUCUUUGAGGGAUUUUGACUUGGCUGCGUAUCAAGCCUUGGCCCGCAUGGACACCGACAUGAUCGUAGAGGCACAGAAGACGGAGAAGGCAAAUCCUAUGGAAAUGUCCUUCGACGAGCGUCAGGACAACAUGUUCUCGGUGAAGUGGACUAGGGCGCAAAGCAAGGUCAUGCGCAAAGAAAUGGCUGAGCGAGUGCAACAGGAGAAUGAAGCUGAUGUCGGUUGCGAGACUCUGCAAACUCUCAAGUCGAUGCUGAUCAAAAAGUACAAGAACUUGGCGAUUGCUUGGAAGGUGGCGUUGGAUCCCAUGGGCCAAGGGCAUCUCUCCAAGGAGGACUGGUACAAUGCUGUGAGGAACCGUGUUGGCUUCCAUGGAGAUCUACGGCAGCUGUGGAGCGAAGCUGCCAAACCUGGUGCUGGUCACAUUUCCCUCUACGACUUGGAUCCUCAAGCAGUUCAGGUGCUCUGGGACUUCCGGGCCUUCCUAUUGGAAGCCUAUGGGGACAUCAUGACCGCAUGGCAUCAGGGCUUAGACCCCAGGAAGCGAGGGAAAAUCGAGGAAGAUGACUUUGCCAAGCGCUUGAAAGACAUGGGCUAUGAGGAUGACAUCAAGAAGCUGUGGCAGCUGCUUCUGGCAGAGCCGCACCGGAAGUACAUCGUGCUGCGAGAUAUCGAUGCAAAAGCAGCAGAUGCCACGCAACUGCAAGGGAUGGGGUCUAGUGACACCUUUGGACGUCUAGGUGGACCUCAAGCCUCUCCGGGCAAGUGGACAGGAAAACUGCUCAGCCCAAAGGGAGAGGAUGACGAGGAGUGUCCAGGAACACCCAGCGGAAGUCCCAAGACCUUGGCACUGCCAGGGACGCCUUCCAAGGGGCGCCCUGGCUCAUCGUCCUCUGUUGCCUCGAGGGCACCAUCCAAUCAGUCCGUGGCACGAUCCACUGCUGGAGAUGACGAGGCGGUCUAUCGGCCCACGCGCAUUGCCAUUUGGUCCGAAGAACUGGGUGCGCGCAAGCGUCAGGGCGCGGAGAUGCGCCUGAAACAAGAAAUGGAUCUGCAAGUCGGACCAAAAUGCUUGGAUGAUUAUCGCAGACAGCUGGUGAACGGAAGCGGAAGUCUUGCCGGAGCCUGGAGAUAUCGCAUGGACGAAGAAUGCACAGGUCGCAUGUCCUUUAUGCAGUUUGUCAUGGCCAUUGAUCGUACUGGUGGGUCUGGAUCCCAAGCUCGGUAUUCCGGCAGUGUGAAGCAGCUCUGGGCGGAGUUCUCCAAUGAAAAGGACGAAGUGACGUAUCAGGACUUGGAUCCUGAUGGCUUUGAGCUGCUGCAGGCGUUUGGCGUUUGGAUCAUUGACAACUACGAGACAUUCAAAGGCUUCUGGAAAAGCAUUGAGAAGUACAAGGACGAGCAGCUUGAAGAGGGAGAAUUCGUCGACAGAUGCUUCGAGAAUGGCUUGGAAGGCAUCUCAAAGCGAGAGAUGAAAAGGAUCUUCAAGAUGCUCCUGCCGGAGCCCAGCACCGGUCGCACCAAGCUCAUUCAACCAGACCUCAAGGUUCUGUCGAUUGCGCUUCCUUUAGACGUCAAACUGGCGAUGAGGAAGACAAGCACUGAGAAGACGAUGGCACCAGAGAGAUCCAAUGGUACAGAGAAGACUGAAAAGGAGGAGGACCGCGCAGGGACUUUGCAGGAGUUCCGCAGAACUCUGAAGCGACUUUAUGGCAGCGUCCAUGCAGGGUGGGUGAAGUAUCUGGAUGUCACUGAGGUGGGACGCGUGCCGAAAGGUGAGUUCGUGAACCGUGCACGAUCCAUUGGCGUAACAGGCCAAGUUGCUGCGCUCUUUGCGGAGUUGGAUGUGGAUAAGAAAGGCUUCAUCACGCUGCAGGACUUGGAUCCGGAGGUGUCAAAGAUCACCAAGCAGUUCUUCAGUUGCGUCCAGGAGACCUAUGGCACUAUCGAAGAAGCCUGGCGAAAAGCGUUUGAUGUGACCAAGCGAAAGGUCGUUGGAAAGAAAGAAUUCGCCAAAGGCUGCGAAGCGAUCGGCUUUGAAGGAAACUCCGAGAAGCUCUUCAGCCUGCUGAAACCCGAGGCAGGUCGGACGUUUUUGGAGCUCAGUGAUCUGGGACGCCAUGCAGCGGCCACGGUGAAAGCCCCUGAGCUGCCAACCAUCACCCCAGAGGACUUCCGCAAGAUGCUGAAGCGGCAGUGCGGAGAAGUCGAAGCGGCGUGGCGGCAGUCACUGGACCCCACGGAGGUGGGAAGAGUUCGAAGAGGUGAGUUCAAUGAUCGAACCCGCGCCAUGGGUAUCACAGGUAACGUUGCGGCGCUCUUUACAGACUUAGACGUAGACCGAAAAGGUUUCAUCACACUUCAGGACGUGGAUCCGGAGGUCAAAUGGAUCACGAAGCAAUUCUUUAAAUGCAUUCAGGAGACACAUGGCACCAUCGAAGAAGCGUGGCCGAAGGCUUUUCAAGUCACAAAGAAAACGCAGGUGGGCAAGCUGGAGUUUGCAGAAGGUUGCGAAGCCAUUGGCUUUGAAGGGGAUGUGGAGAAAGUCUUUGAGCUCUUCAAGCUCGAAGCAGAUCGAACGCAGGGCGCCCGAAUGUCUUGA